AUGCCAGUGACAUCAACCAACGGCGUAUUUGGAGAUCCGCGGUCGGCGCAGUUUUUGGCGGCCGCUCAAACCGUAGCGUCCAUACCAGCGAUGCACGGUCGCCCUGAGGUUCCGUUCUGGAGUGGGUUCGACACUGAUUUGCUUGUGACAGGACGUGCAAAUGCUGGAAAAUCCACCUUGCUGAACGCUGUCCUCGGACGUCGUGAUCUCUUGCAUACAAGCAAAAAACCGGGCCGAACGAAGACAUUGAACUGGUUCCGCGUCGGCCCUGACCCGGGACAUCUCAUCUUGGUCGAUGCGCCAGGUUAUGGUGACCGCGGACGCCCAGAAUGGGGCGAGCUCUUCGACCAUUACGUCCAGAAUCGAGAAGUUUUGCGAAGGGUAUACAUCCUCUUCAACGCAAAUCACGGGCUCAAUGAAGUCGACAAGAUGAUGCUGCAAUCUUUAGACGAGCAAUGUCAGGCUUCUUCCGGGCUGAAGUGGACUCUGCAGGCGAUUAUAACCAAGACCGACACUGUGCCUGUAAAGCAAUUGGUAGGGGUGGUCAAGACGAUGUAUGCCGAUAUUUUCAAGGCCGCCCCCACUUGCCUGUAUCCGCUGCUCACUUCAGCUUACUCAAAACCGCACUACGGCGUCGACAGAGUCAGGCGAUCCAUGGUGGAGGCAUGUGGUCUCGAAGGCGUUGGAAAGACAGGUUCUCGUCCCCAAUAA
Molecule: messenger RNA, 711 nt
Organism: Epithele typhae
Lineage: Eukaryota; Fungi; Basidiomycota; Agaricomycetes; Polyporales; Epitheliaceae
Product: P-loop containing nucleoside triphosphate hydrolase protein
Exons: 4
Coding region: 1-711 (236 amino acids)
Cellular component (GO): mitochondrion
Molecular function (GO): GTP binding
Source: RefSeq, a predicted model, not a curated record